CGUCGAGGGCUGCGGCCGCCACAGCAGGCAGGGCUAACGGGCUGCGGGCCCGGGAUCGCAGCGGCUGGACGGGGCUCGAACUGUAGGGAGGGCGGAGCUACAGGGCCUGCAAGGAUGUUGACUGUCCCGGAGAUGGGCCUGCAGGGGCUGUACAUCGGCUCCAGUCCGGAGCGGUCCCCAGUGCCUAGCCCACCCGGCUCCCCAAGGACCCAGGAAAGCUGCGGCAUUGCCCCCCUCACACCCUCGCAGUCUCCAAAGCCCGAGGCCCGAGCCCCCCAGCAGGCCUCCUUCUCCGUGGUGGUGGCCAUUGACUUUGGCACCACGUCUAGUGGCUAUGCUUUCAGCUUUGCCAGUGACCCUGAGGCCAUCCACAUGAUGAGGAAAUGGGAGGGCGGAGACCCGGGCGUGGCCCACCAGAAGACCCCGACCUGCCUGCUGCUGACCCCGGAGGGCGCCUUCCACAGCUUUGGCUACACCGCUCGCGAUUAUUACCAUGACCUGGACCCGGAAGAGGCGCGGGACUGGCUCUACUUCGAGAAGUUCAAGAUGAAGAUCCACAGCGCCACGGAUCUCACCUUGAAGACCCAGCUAGAGGCAGUAAAUGGAAAAACGAUGCCCGCCCUGGAGGUGUUCGCCCAUGCCCUCCGCUUCUUCAGGGAGCACGCCCUUCAGGAGCUGAGGGAGCAGAGCCCAUCACUGCCAGAGAAGGACACUGUGCGCUGGGUGUUGACGGUGCCUGCCAUCUGGAAACAGCCGGCCAAGCAGUUCAUGCGAGAAGCUGCCUACCUGGCUGGACUAGUGUCCCGAGAGAAUGCAGAGCAGCUACUCAUCGCCCUGGAGCCUGAAGCUGCCUCGGUAUACUGCCGCAAGCUGCGCCUGCACCAGCUCCGGGAUCUGAGUGGCCGGGCCCCAGGUGGUGGGCGCCUGGGUGAGCGCCGCUCCAUCGACUCCAGCUUCCGUCAGGCUCGGGAGCAGCUGCGAAGGUACCGCCACAGCCGCACGUUCCUGGUGGAGUCGGGUGUAGGAGAACUGUGGGCAGAGAUGCAAGCAGGAGACCGCUACGUGGUGGCCGACUGCGGCGGAGGCACCGUGGACCUGACGGUGCACCAGCUGGAGCAGCCCCAUGGCACCCUCAAGGAGCUCUACAAGGCAUCUGGGGGCCCUUAUGGCGCGGUGGGCGUGGACCUGGCCUUCGAGCAGCUGCUAUGCCGCAUCUUCGGCGAGGACUUCAUCACCACCUUCAAAAGGCAACGGCCAGCAGCCUGGGUAGAUCUGACCAUCGCCUUCGAGGCUCGAAAGCGCACCGCUGGCCCGCACCGUGCAGGGGCGCUCAACAUCUCGCUGCCCUUCUCCUUCAUUGACUUCUACCGCAAGCAGCGGGGCCACAACGUGGAGACCGCUCUGCGCAGGAGCAGCGUGAACUUCGUGAAGUGGUCCUCACAGGGGAUGCUCCGAAUGUCUUGUGAAGCCAUGAACGAGCUCUUUCAGCCCACAGUCAGCGGGAUCAUCCAGCACAUAGAGACGCUGCUGGCGCGGCCGGAGGUGCAGGGUGUGAAGCUGCUGUUCCUGGUGGGCGGCUUCGCCGAGUCAGCGGUGCUGCAGCACGCGGUGCAGGCGGCGCUGGGCGCCCGCGGUCUGCGUGUCGUGGUCCCGCACGACGUGGGCCUCACCAUCCUCAAAGGCGCGGUGCUGUUUGGCCAGGCGCCGGGCGUGGUGCGGGUCCGCCGCUCGCCGCUCACCUAUGGCGUGGGCGUGCUCAACCGCUUUGUGCCUGGGCGCCACCCGCCCGAGAAGCUGCUGGUUCGCGACGGCCGCCGCUGGUGCACCGACGUCUUCGAGCGCUUCGUGGCCGCCGAGCAGUCGGUGGCCCUGGGCGAGGAGGUGCGGCGCAGCUACUGCCCGGCGCGUCCGGGCCAGCGGCGCGUGCUCAUCAACCUGUACUGCUGCGCGACCGAGGAUGCGCGCUUCAUCACCGACCCCGGCGUGCGCAAAUGCGGCGCGCUCAGUCUCGAGCUUGAGCCCGCCGACUGCGGCCAGGACGCUGCCGGCGCUCCUCCCGGCCGCCGCGAGAUCCGCGCCGCCAUGCAGUUUGGCGACACCGAAAUUAAGGUCACCGCCGUCGACGUCAGCACCAAUCGCUCCGUGCGCGCGUCCAUCGACUUUCUUUCCAACUGAGGGCGCGCCGGCGCGGUGCGAGCGCCCUCUGCCCGGCCCGCCCUCUUUCGGUCCCCGGGCCUGCGGAGCGGGGUGGGGCGGGGGAAAAGAUGGUUCUGCUGUGUGCGCCUCUUUCCCCGCCCUCCGGCCCCGGGGAGAUGAGGUCAUGGCAGGGUGGGUGGGGACACACCCAGAGACUGGCUUUGGGAUUGGGCCCUGGUUCGCUGACUGCCAGGCUGAAGGAACCCGCCAAGGACUGAACGGGUAAGGGUGACUGAGAAGAGGUUUGCAAGACAGAGCGCGCAGCCCUGCAAGUGGCAAGUGACCCCGAAGGAAGAACGCAACAGAAGAUGGAGUCCUGGUCUGAACUUAGCCGAGUAGGGGUGGGGGUGCAGGGCUGGAGUUCACUCAAUGAUGCACCCAGCCUGAACCGCGAGGCAGGCAGAGGAACCUUGUGCUGUAAGAAAGUGACUGGGAAGUGGACUCCAGAGGGACAGGUGUGGUAGUACAGUCCUGGUGUGGUGCUGACCACCCAAAUAUGACUGAAUUGUAGAAAGGGCAGUAGAUCUCUAAUGGGAGGUGGGAACAUUAUUAUGGUGGAGGCAAUUAUGAGGGUAGCAUUUCCUUCUAGACAAAACACCCAUCUGGGAAGGCCCCAAGGGCAGCUUAUGAAGGACCCCACUUGCACCCCACCCCAGCCAUGGAAGGGUAGCUGGAGGGUGGAUGAGGAGGCCAGAAGGAGCACUGAGGGGUGGUCCCAGCUCUGCUAUUGACUCGGUGUGCCUUUAGGACAUUCUCUGACGGCCCAUGGGCCUCAGUUUCCCAAAGUGUGAAAUGUCAGGCACUUCCCUCCAACUGUGACAUGCAGCAGCCCCACCUGCCUGAGAGCCCUGAGGUGACAAUAAAACAUUUAUGCUCAAGGGGAA
This is a messenger RNA of Macaca mulatta (Rhesus monkey), 3080 nucleotides long. It is a transcript of the gene HSPA12B, whose product is annotated as heat shock protein family A (Hsp70) member 12B. NCBI's taxonomy places the organism in Eukaryota, Metazoa, Chordata, Mammalia, Primates, Cercopithecidae. The record is from RefSeq and is a predicted model, not a curated record.